This is a messenger RNA of Durio zibethinus, 1752 nucleotides long. RefSeq names its product lipid droplet phospholipase 1-like. Lineage: Eukaryota; Viridiplantae; Streptophyta; Magnoliopsida; Malvales; Malvaceae. Gene Ontology annotation, biological process: lipid metabolic process. The record is from RefSeq and is a predicted model, not a curated record.
CCCUUCUCUCCCUUCAUUUUCUUAUACUUUUCUUUUUUCUUUUAUUUCACAGCUCCAACUAACUCUCACACCUGUCAUCUGAUUUUUCUCAGGCUUUCUCUCUCCCCUUUUAAUUUAUUCUCGAGAAUCUUCGAUCAUCUCUAACACAAUUGUUUCAUUUUCUUUCUAUACAAUUUCAGAUUCAUGUUUGUCGUUGUUAGUAUUACAUACUAUUAGGUGACGUUGAACGGCACUGAGAAUAUAUAUAAUUUAAGAAAUUAAGAAUGCGAAACGGCGUCGCGACGAACGGAGUUUGCUUGUCGGAGUCCGUGAAUGGGAGUCGCGAUGUUUGGAGUUGUAAAGAUUCUGAUUCUUUAUCAGCUGAUCAUCUUGUUAUCAUGGUCCAUGGAAUCCUCGGCAGUUCUUCAGAUUGGAAGUUUGGAGCUGAGCAAUUUGUUAAAAGGCUACCCGAUAAAGUAUUUGUCCAUUGCAGUGAACAGAAUAUGUCUAAGCUGACUUUAGAUGGCGUGGAUGUAAUGGGUGAACGUUUGACAAAGGAGGUCCUUGAUGUUAUUCAACAAAAGCCUAAUUUACGCAAUAUCUCCUUUGUUGCACAUUCUGUGGGAGGACUUGUGGCUAGAUAUGCAAUUGGGAGACUCUAUAGACCACCUAAGGAAGAAGUUAAAGAGGAUAUAUCUAGUAAUGGAUGCAAGGAGGAACCAAGGGGUACAAUUGGUGGCUUGGAGGCUGUUAACUUCAUCACUGUUGCAUCUCCUCAUCUUGGUUCAAGGGGCAAUAAGCAGGUACCAUUUCUUUUUGGGGUAACUGCUUUUGAGAAAGCUGCAAGUCGUGUUAUUCAUUGGAUAUUUAGGAGAACAGGUCGGCACCUUUUUCUUACUGAUGAUGAUGAAGGGAAGCCUCCACUGCUUAAGCGGAUGUUGGAAGACCAUGAUGAGUUUUACUUCAUGUCUGCAUUGCGUUUAUUCAAACGUCGGGUGCUGUAUUCCAAUGUGGGCUAUGACCAUAUUGUGGGAUGGAGAACAUCAUCAAUAAGAAGGAAUAGUGAACUGCCAAAGUGGAAGGAGUCUCUAAAUGAAAUGUAUCCACAUAUCGUGUAUGAAGAACACUGCAAGGCCUGUGAUGCUGAUCAAUAUGAAACUAUUUCAACAGAGUAUGAUGGCUCAUCUGACAAGCUAGAAGAGGAACUGGUAAGAGGUCUAUCUCGAGUUUCAUGGGAAAAAAUAGAUGUUAGUUUUCACACAAGUAGACUGAGAUUUGCUGCUCAUAGUGUCAUACAGGUUAAAGAUGAAGUUAUGCAUAUAGAAGGUGCAGAUGUCAUCCAACAUAUGAUCGACCAUUUUCUUACUUGAAAGCUUUUGCUUUUAGAAAUACACAUCAUAUACGCAGAUACAAUAUUCUCCUAGGUAAGUCAGUGCCUGAAAUCCCCAUUGGUUGCAGUCGAAAGGAUCAAUGCUCCGGUUGGUGAUCGGCACUUUGAUUAAUUUAGCAGUCAUGAAGAAAAUUUUGUUCAUUCAUUGAUCAUUUUAUGUUGCAUACAUGUGCACGUUCAGCAAUAUAUCCCAAUAAUAUAUAAUUGUGUUACUUCUUUUUCUGUUAUGUGUUGUAAAGAAAUUAUUCAGUAAUUUACAAUUUUCAUGGAAGGCUCUACUUUCUAAUUUUUUCAUGUAACGAUGAGCCUUGAUAAUUUGUGUUUUGCUCAUUUAUAAAAGAAAAUGCCAUGGAUAGUCAUUAUAAGUAUUUUUUUUGUUUAUU